Molecule: messenger RNA, 1912 nt
Organism: Nothoprocta perdicaria
Lineage: Eukaryota; Metazoa; Chordata; Aves; Tinamiformes; Tinamidae
Gene: SLC25A20
Product: solute carrier family 25 member 20
Exons: 9
Coding region: 73-978 (301 amino acids)
Biological process (GO): mitochondrial transport; carnitine transmembrane transport; positive regulation of neuron projection development
Cellular component (GO): mitochondrial envelope
Molecular function (GO): O-acyl-L-carnitine transmembrane transporter activity; low-density lipoprotein particle binding
Source: RefSeq, a predicted model, not a curated record
UCGGCGGGGACGCAGCGCCCGGUUCCAGUCCCCGUGUCGCUCGCAGCCCCGCCGCCGCUCUCCGCCGCCGUCAUGGCGAAGCAGGUGCAGCCCAUCAGCCCCGUGAAGAACUUCUUCGCCGGCGGCUUCGGAGGCGUCUGCCUGGUGUUCGUGGGGCACCCGCUGGACACCAUCAAGGUGCGGCUGCAGACGCAGCCCAAGCCGCAGCCCGGCCAGGCGCCGCUCUACUCCGGGACCUUGGACUGCUUCAGGAAGACGCUGCUCAGAGAGGGAGUCCGAGGCUUGUAUAAAGGAAUGGCAGCUCCUAUCAUUGGAGUGACACCCAUGUUUGCAGUUUGCUUCUUUGGUUUUGGCCUGGGAAAAAGGCUCCAGCAGCGAAAACCUGACGACAUUUUGACAUAUCCACAGCUGUUUGCUGCUGGCAUGUUAUCAGGAGUGUUCACAACAGCAAUCAUGGCUCCAGGAGAGAGGAUCAAGUGCCUUUUGCAGAUCCAGGCAGCUACAGGUGAAGCUAAAUACAGUGGCUCCCUGGACUGUGCGAAACAGCUGUACCGUGAGGCUGGCAUUCGAGGCAUGUACAAGGGGACAGUGCUCACCCUCAUGAGAGACGUUCCAGCCAGUGGAAUGUACUUCAUGACGUACGAAUGGCUGAAGAACAUUCUGACCCCCGAGGGAAAGAGCGUGAGCGAGCUCAGCGCGCCUCGGAUCCUCUUUGCGGGCGGCCUGGCUGGGAUCUUCAACUGGGCGGUUGCCAUUCCCCCCGACGUGCUGAAAUCCCGCUUCCAGACAGCUCCUGCCGGGAAGUAUCCAAAUGGCUUUAGAGAUGUGUUGAGAGAGCUUAUCCGAGAGGAAGGAGUUGCAUCUCUGUAUAAGGGCUUCACAGCCGUAAUGAUCAGGGCAUUUCCCGCUAAUGCGGCCUGUUUCCUUGGUUUUGAAGUUGCUAUGAAGUUUCUUAAUUGGAUUGCACCAGGUCUAUGAAGACUAGGAAGUCUUUGGAUAUUCAAGAUGAGAAGGAAGAGAGCGCGAGUGUGCCUCGGAGGAAUAAAAGAAUGAUCACUUGAAGUUCCAAGAAUGAUUACUUAUCUAAUACCUUUUUGCCUUCUUCACGUUCUUUAGGUGGUGCUAUGUGCCACUCAGAAAUAGAAGCCAUAACUCUGAUGUAGAGGUGGUCAGGAGUUUGAGGUGAUGCACCUGAUUUCUGAGCCAAAGUACCACAGCAGUAAUGCUGCAAGUACAUGACUAUCACUAUUACACCCUUCCCUAAGUACUUCCUCAUGGAAGAAGGGGAGAGUUCUUACUCUUUUAAUUCUUUAUUUACUGAAGAAUCAUAUAGCAAUUAAUGCUGAAAAACUUGCAUUAAAAAAAUAGUCAGUGUUUACUUAAUUCUCAGGGCACAAGCUCACAGCUGCACGUAUCUACAAGCGAUGUCAAAUAGCAUCCCAUCCCUUGUAGCUGUUUACUUGUGGCUGUCAACAUGUUCACUGUGGUUUUAAUCUUAUGUGCAUGUAAUGCAACACAUGGAACUAAGCAGGUGAGGCCAGAAUAAUGUUUUAGUGCACUGAGAGGUAGUACAAAACAUAGGAUGUUCACCUUCUUUUUGGUGGAACUAAGAAAAAAAUUAAUUAUGCUUAAAUGUGUUCACUACACUAUACUGAGGCAGUCAGUGGGGAAAUGUGUUUGAUUCACCUGAUCUCAUCUUUUGUCUGAAAUUCUUUUGUCUUGCUGUUCCAGUGAAUAAAAGGGAUGGGUAUCUCAAAUGCAAUUUACAGGUGUAGCAUGAUGGAUAGCAACCCACACUGUAUUUAAUUAAUCAUAUGAUUUGGAGCUCAGUACCUGAUCUAGGAAAUUUCAAGAGGACUUCUAAGAACUCAAUUUCUUAAGUACAUGAGGGGGAUGCGUAGGGGACACCAGC